AUGAUCCCAGGGUUGGACAAGUUGGAAUACCGCACACUCACCUUCACUCGAGAAGAACAUAAUGUGACUGAAAAAUCCGGGUUCUACCAGCCGGUGUCGCAAGUGAAUUACCCGCACCUGAAGAUCCCGUACACUCGUACAAUUGAGUACGUUCACUUGCCAAACCAGGAGUACGAUAGCGACAGUUUUAUUCCGAAAACGAGUGUCAUGUAUCACGAAACGUCUUCAGACCAUGGUGAGCCCUAUUACCCGGUACCGAAUCCCAGGAACAGGGAAUUGUAUGAAAAGUACCGGGCCAUGGCGGAAAAUGAGUCUGGGGUGGUUUUUGUGGGACGAUUGGCGUCCUACAAAUACUUUGACAUGGACGAUGCUGUGAGGAAUGCGCUUAACGUGUUUUACGAGUGGGCCAAGUCGCAGGAUGUGAUUGAUUGUGACCUGGAAAUGACACGACCCUUUAUGAACUCAGAAGUGGUGGCGAUCAAGGUGGAGGAUGUCAACCUGAAGUUCAAAUUGGAAGGCUACGUUACGAAUGCCAAUUACUCCAGCAAGAAGCUAACUUUUCUUCUCUUCAUCAACCAUCGCUUGGUUGAUUCCGUGGCAAUUCGGAAAGGAUUGGAAGAGAUCUACUCGACGUAUCUGCCCAAACAUUCGCAUCCGUUUAUGUACCUGAGCCUCGAACUGCCGCCGCAAAACGUGGACGUGAACGUUCAUCCCACGAAACACGAAGUUUUCUUUCUACAUCAAGACGCCUUAGUUGAGAAAAUCCAGCAGAUCGUCGACGGCCAUCUGGUCGCUCACAAGAGCUCCAGAACGUUUUACACUCAGGUACCAUUACUGGAACCGUCGCCGCACACAAAGAUUGUGGUGCAUAAGUGUGGAGAAGACGCUUUGCUUUGGAGGCCGGAAGAUGUCACUGCUCUCCGAAUGGAUUGGCGGAUUUGCGGACGUGCGAUCGGUCAGCAAACGGCUCAAAAGAAUUCUUCAAUGGAUGUAUCAUUGCCUGUGAAACUGCUCCCGGAACAAGUCAAGUUGCUUUUGGAAGAAAACGUCAUCGACUUGGUGUCUUAUAAUACUUCUGUGGGUACAUCAUCAUCACAAAGUGCCGAAACAACUGAUGCUUUGGUGGAAGAAUUCAAUGCCGUGAAGACUGAGGAGUACGUGAAGAAACGGAAACAAUGGCUGGUGAAUCACGGCGAAGAAAUUAUUCGAGAGAAGUUGAGCAAGAAACGCAAGACCGGAAGUUUGGAGGAUGCUCGGGAAUGGCUCGGAAAUGAGUUUGAGAAAAUGCCAGCGCAAAAGCAGAAGUUUAUUCCGAUUUUCUCCAGCGGGAACGACCCGGAAAUCGGUGUUGAAAUUGAGUCUUCGCCGUUUCCGCGAAAUCGCGCAGAAAAUUUGCGUUACGCAGUUUUUAAAGCGCUCUGGAAAAUGGGUUAUUAUUUGACGUCUGGCGAAAAAUUCGGCGGGGAUUUUCUAGUUUAUCCCGGUGAUCCCAUUAAAUUCCAUGCAUCUCACAUCGCGACUUACUUGCCGUUGGCCGGUAAGCCGAAUGAAGCUGAGAAAUCUGCAAAGCCGGAUACGCGAACUGAAGUUGAAAAGGAAUAUGCGCAUGACAUGGUUCGAACGGAUCCGAAGAUGCAGAAAAUUGUCAAAUUUUUUGCACCAACUGCCUCGAAUGAUCAAAUUUCGAAAGACACGAGUCUUGUUUCCGAUGCGAAACUGAGGAGAGAAAUCAAAUUGACGAGUGUUUUGGAGCUUCGUGUGGAGGUUGAAAAUGCUACGAGCCCCGAAUGUCUCAAGAUUUUUCAAGAAUCCAGUUUUGUUGGAUGUGCAUCUGCAAGACAUUUCCUGUUCCAGCAUUCGACUUGUCUGUAUUUGUGCAAUCUUCUCACUGUGAGUCGAGAAUUGUUCUACCAGAUCUUGCUGUACGAGUUCGGCAAUUUCGGGAGAAUUGAAUUGAAGCCUCCACCUCCGAUUGAGAAAUUGGCGAGAAUUGCUUGGGACUUGCCCGAAGUUGGCUGGAAGGAGGCCGAUGGACCCAAGGACGAAAUUUCAAAAUUUGUGGCCCAAAUGCUUGUCGAAAAGGCUUCGAUGCUGAGCGAUUACUUUUCCAUUGAAAUCAGUGAAACCGGGUGUUUGGUGUCCCUUCCGCUUCUUUUGAAGGAUUUCUGUCCGGAUGUGAACAAAUUGCCGCUGUUCCUGUCGAAAUUGGCCACGGAAGUGGACUGGGAUGAAGAGCAAGCUUGUUUCCACGGCUUGUCGGUUCAGCUGGCCAAGUUCUACGCGGACUUCGGUUCCAAGGCUGUGGUUCCUGAUAACGAAAAGGAGGAACGUGGGACCGUGAGCAAGCAGUUUUUGCGUACUGUGGAAAAUGUGUUGGUGCCGGCGUUCAAGAAGAUGUUGGCUCCUCCUGGCAAGUAUUUGCAUGACCGGACGUUGCUGAAGCUGGCCAACACCAAGGAACUCUACAAGGUUUUCGAACGUUGCUGAAAUGGAAGAGUGUCUAAUUACUAAGCUCUUGCAGCUUAUUGAAUACCUCAGUUUUUUGAGAAUAAGAAAAAAUAAGUUUUCCUUACGUUUCUAUAUACAUGAAGGUUUUUCUAUGGUGGCGAAGAAAAGAAAUGGCUGGAUUUGUGCUUUGUA
Messenger RNA from Notodromas monacha, 2640 nucleotides. The record is from the annotation of a GenBank genome assembly. NCBI's taxonomy places the organism in Eukaryota, Metazoa, Arthropoda, Ostracoda, Podocopida, Cyprididae.